This is a messenger RNA of Prorocentrum cordatum, 1638 nucleotides long. The record is from the annotation of a GenBank genome assembly. Lineage: Eukaryota; Dinophyceae; Prorocentrales; Prorocentraceae.
GUUGUCGACGUCGACGUCGCAGGUUGCGCGGAGAAGCUAACGCUUCUCGAAGGUGGCAUGAGCGCCAAGGACGACGAUAGCAUGUUCGCAGAGAUGACCACGUGGGUACCCAACUGUUCGAAGUGGUACAGGAAGCUGCCGUGCACCUGUUCGCACGUGAUGUUUGAGGACGUGCACGGCGAAUUCCUGCCUGGUUUCGGGAAGCUGUGGCACUUGCCAACGCUCCAACGCUUGCUCACGGAGCAGCGCAGAUUUUGGCAGGAUUUAUCUGGCACUGCGGAGCCCACAGCCGAGAACGCGUUUUGGCGCAACACUGCCCUCGCAGGCUUCAAGAACAGCCUCGACGUCAGUUUUUUUGUGUUCACCACCCACAGCAACCAAUUCUGGGACGCGUGCCAAAAAGUGCCAGAAUGUCGACUCUCUGCCGCUUUCACUGUCAUCGUCGGCGAACUGUUCUCCCUGAAGGCGCUGUCCAUGGGAGCCAAGGCUGGCAUCACUAAAGAUUACGAGAAGCACCUGGCAUUGUUCGAGACUGAUCGGCCCAGUUUUCCAGAGGCUUUCUUGAGAGCCCCAUGGUCUCUGCUGCUCACGCGCCCUUCGUGGGCCGCUGCCUUCGCCUGGUCGGUGGGAGAGCUGGACCACCUCCUCUCCAUGAGCACGGAUAGGGCGAGGCCCUUGCUGAGCACCUGGGACAGCACGAGUCGCACUGCCGAGGGCGUCGAGGGGUGCGCGGCCAGCGUGGGCGGCGCAGAGGGCGCUGCGGAUUCUGGCGAGAGCUGUGCGGCUCAGGACCCCAUCGUGGUGGCUGCCCUAAGUGCGGCUUUCGACGAGCACCGCCACCACCCUCUCGAGAGGAUCGUCGCCUUUGGCCGCGCACUGUCGUCAAGCCUUCCGGAGAGCGCCCCCGCGGAGGCAUGGCCCUCCGUGGAGGAGCACGCGGAGCCGCUGUCGGGCUCGUGGCUGUACCGAUUCUGCGGCCCACCCGGCACCAUCGUGCACCGGAGCGUCGGGAGCACGCAGCUGCACUUCCUGGCCGCGGACGUGGUGGAGCUCGGCGGGGAGCUGCUGCUGGAGCUGCUGUGGUUCGCGAGCUCGGACGACCGCUGCGUCAUGGUCGGCACGGGCGAGGAGGGCGCCCAUGGGGGCAAGACCUACUACUCCUGGGCCCACACGCUCCCCAUGGCGCACCUGGUGCACUGGCGCUGCGACGUGGCCUGGGCGGGCGCCGAGCCCGGCGGCCCGGGGCCCGACGCGGUGACCGUCUCCUACUCCGGCUUCGCCAGCGCCACGGCGUGCCGCCUGCCCGGCGCGCGGCCGCGGCUGCGCCGCGGCGGGCCGGCGCGCGCCGCCGACGCCCCCGGACGGCGCUGGAGGCUCGGCGCCGAGCAAAGAUCGGCUGUGCGCAAGCGGGGCCCUCCGCAUCUGCGCGGUGCCCGCGCCCCAGAAGCGCCGGCGGGUCUCGGCUUGCAGCGCGCCGCUGCACGGCAUGGAGCGCAUGCACGCGAUCGCCCCUCACUUGAUCGAGGAUUGUGCUUCUUCUUCCUCGCAUCCUCAUCGGCAUCGAUCAUUUCACCCUCUUCGACACGGACGGCUCCCUGGAGCCGUUCGUGGCGCGCUUCGUCCAGCAGGGGGCGGUGA